AUGCCGCUCAAUUUGGGUGAUGUUUUCCCAAACUUCGACGCUCAGGCGUUGGGGGUCGAGAAGUUCAAUCUCUACGACUAUUUGGGCGACAAAUGGGGCAUUAUGUUCAGCCACCCCAAUGACUUCACGCCCGUCUGCACAACCGAGCUCGCAGAAGCUGUCAAGCUCCACAGCCGGUUUGUGGAAAAGAAUUGCAAGCUCGUCGGAUUCUCGUGUAAUGAUAUGAAUAGCCAUAAGGAGUGGGCUAAGGACAUCAUGUCGUACGGGGGGGCUUGUGGAGAGUUGCCAUACCCCCUCGUGUGUGAUCCAGAUCGCAAGUUGGCAGCGUCUUUGGGGAUUAUGGAUCCGGCAGAAAAAGAUAAGGCAGGCCUACCGCUGACUUGCCGCUCCGUGUUUUUCAUUAACCCGCAGAAGAAGCUUGCAGCGUCCAUCCUUUACCCAGCAACUACAGGCAGGAGCUUCAAGGAAAUCCUCAGAGUUCUUGACUCUCUCCAGCUGACCGAGCAGUAUCCCGUCGCAACUCCUGUGGAGUGGACUGUUGGAGGCACCUGCUGCGUCGUGCCGAGCCUGUCAGAGGACGAGGCGAAGUGCAAACUCCCGAAGGGCCAUCAGGUGCAAAAUCUGCCUUCUGGCAAGGCUUACCUGAGGCUCACGCCAGACCCUAGGAGUUAG
Messenger RNA from Eimeria acervulina, 672 nucleotides. RefSeq names its product peroxidoxin 2, putative. Gene Ontology annotation, biological process: cell redox homeostasis; cellular oxidant detoxification. Gene Ontology annotation, molecular function: peroxiredoxin activity. NCBI's taxonomy places the organism in Eukaryota, Apicomplexa, Conoidasida, Eucoccidiorida, Eimeriidae. The record is from RefSeq and is a predicted model, not a curated record. Bases 1 to 672 code for a protein of 223 amino acids. The transcript has 4 exons. Gene Ontology annotation, cellular component: mitochondrion; cytosol.